Messenger RNA from Leptosia nina, 1704 nucleotides. NCBI's taxonomy places the organism in Eukaryota, Metazoa, Arthropoda, Insecta, Lepidoptera, Pieridae. The record is from the annotation of a GenBank genome assembly.
AUGAUGUCUACGAUGUUCACGAGAGGCGUACUUCGAGCGGGCUCGCUGGAAAGGUACGCUUCGAGCGUCGUCGAGCUGCCUAAGUUCCAGGACUUUGGCGUCGCCAAUGAGCCCGUCCUGGGGUACCGAGCCGGAAGCCGCGAACGGAACGAGCUUACGAGUGAGCUUAAGCGCACGGCUGCCGUUACGGAAGAGGUGCCUAUUGUCAUCGGUGAUGAGUACAUUAAGGAAGGCGAGCCCCGCCUUCAGGUAAUGCCGCACGAUCAUUCCCGCGCCAUUGCCCGUUUCUACUACGCGAGCGAACGCACCAUCGAGAAGGCCAUUCGGGUUUCCGCCGAAGCGCAGCGUAAAUGGGACCGCACACCGCUAGACGAACGAGUGCGCAUCUGGCAAAAAGCAGCUGAUAUGAUGGCUGGAGAACACCGCCAACGCCUUAACGCCGCCACCGUGCUCGGCCAGUCCAAGUCCGCUGUGCAGGCGGAGAUUGAUUCCGCGGCUGAACUUAUCGACUUCUUCCGUUUCAACGUCUUCUUCCUGAAGGAGAACGCAAAGUACCAACCGAUCUCAGAGGACCCGUCAGUGACUCGCAACUCGCUCCGAUUUAGAGGAUUGGACGGCUUUAUCGCUGCCAUCAGUCCAUUCAACUUUACUGCUAUCGGAGGAAACUUGGCCUACACGCCAGCCUUAAUGGGCAAUGGAGUGUUGUGGAAGCCGUCGGACACAGCUCUUCUGUCGAACUGGCGCAUCUUCAAUAUAAUGAGGGAAGCUGGAUUACCCUCUGGUAUUGUUAACUUUGUUCCUGCAGAUGGUCCCACAUUUGGACGCACGAUCACAUCGUCUCCGCAGCUAGCUGGUAUUAACUUUACAGGGUCUGUGCCGACUUUUAACUGGCUGUGGAAUGAGGUAGGUAAGAACUUAGGGGUCUACAAAAACUAUCCUCGUCUGAUUGGUGAAUGCGGAGGCAAGAACUAUCACUUUAUUCAUCCAACUGCAGACAUACAAUCUGUUGUAAAUGGCACUAUUAGGUCAGCCUUUGAGUUCAAUGGACAGAAAUGUUCAGCUUGUUCUAGAAUGUAUGUUCCUAAAUCAUUAUAUGAGCCAAUCAAGGAAGGUCUGCUCCAAGAGAGAUCCAAACUCAAAAUUGGUGAUCCAACCGAUUUUUCUGUAUUCACUGGAGCUGUGAUAGAUGACAAAGCCUUUGCAAGGAUUACUGGCUACAUCAAAAAUGCUAAAAAUAACCCUAAGAACAAGAUUCUCGGUGGAGGAGAAUUCGAUGAUAGCAAAGGAUAUUUUGUGCAGCCAACCAUAAUAGAGACUAUUGACCCUCAUGACAAACUUAUGACUGAAGAAAUCUUUGGACCUGUUUUGACCAUGUAUGUGUAUGAUGACAAAGAUGUCAUGAAAACUUUGUCACUCGUAGGCUCAUCGACUAAGUUUGCUCUGACUGGUGCGGUGUUCGCUAAGGACCAAGGCUUCUUACAGACAGCAUUGGAAGAACUCAAAAUGACCGCAGGUAACUUCUACAUUAAUGAUAAAUCAACAGGCUCUGUGGUCGGACAACAACCCUUCGGUGGUGGUCGCAUGUCUGGAACUAAUGACAAGGCUGGUGGACCCAAUUAUGUCAUGAGGUGGACAACUCCACAGUCCAUUAAAGAAACAUUUGUACCCCUGCGAGAGAUUGACUAUCCAUACAUGAGGGACUAG